GUGCUGGGGGGAGAAGCCAAAGUGGAGACUGAGGGGUCAGCUGUGACAGUUGGGCACCCCCACCCUGGGGGAGCCCCAGAGCUGUGUCUACCCCUGUGUCUACCACUAGGCUUGCCUGUUUUAGGGGAAUCUGGGGCAGCCCGGGAAAAAGCGUCCAUAGCAAGCAAAACUUCCUUGCCUGUCCAGACCAGGAAAUACCAGAGUGGGUGCCAUGACAGGGUGUGGCCUGGGGCCCUGAGGGGCCUGAGGGGCCAGGUCUUGGAGAGGGCAAGGGAGGCCUCAGUGACCCUGCCUGCGAGCGACCAGGCAUGGACAGAGGCUAGGAAUGCAGGGGAGAGAGCAGGUCUGGCUGCUGGUUAGAUCGACACAGGACUAGCAGCUGACUCACCUGGGCACGCCAGGACUAGCCAGUUCUGACCUCACCCUGCCCCACAGUGAGCACCGAGGCUGCCUGAGGAGGCAGGAGGCUGGGCCCUGCUGGGAACUUGCUGUGUGCCCGAGGCAAGUCGCCCAGCCUUUCUGAACCACCUCGCUCAGUUUCUCUAUAGGUGCUUCAUGUGCAGCCGAACGCUAAGGAGCCUUGGAGCUGGGUGGAGGGAAAGGGUGCGGAGGCCAUUCUUGUGACCAGAGCCAGGCCCGGAGUCCAGCAUUCUGGCCAUGUGCAGCCCCGAGGAGGAGGCCCUGCUGCGGCUGGAGGAGGUCUUCUCCGCCACCCUGGCCCGCAUCAACCGCCUUGUUCUGGAGCCCCUGCUCACAGCCGAGCCCGCGGACCCCCAGGGCAGAGAGUGCCUUCGGCUCCUGCAGCAGCUACACCAGAGCUCCCAGCGGCUCUGGGAGGUGACAGAGGAGAGCCUGCACUCCCUGCAGAGGAGGCUGGCCCACCAGGACUCUGUUGGUCUGGCAUCCCUGCUGUUGCUGUGCGGAGCCGACCGCGUUCUGCAGGUCCACGUAGAGUACAUCGAGGCCUACACUAGCUGUGUGGUGGUGCAGGCCUUUCAGAAGGCAGCGAAGAAGAGGAGUGAGUACUGGCGGGGCCAGCGGAAGGCGCUGCGGCAGCUCCUGUCGGGCGUGAGCUCAGUGGCCUCUGUGGGCUCAGCGCUGGUCCAGGCCCUCCGCCAGCCGCUCGCCCACCAUGUGCAGCAGUACGUGCUCCUCCUGCUGAGCCUCGGGGACACCGUUGGGGAGCGUCACCCCACUCGGGAGCUGGUGGUGCACGCAGCCACCCUCUUUGGGAACCUAGAGUCCUUCAUGAGGCAGGCGCUGGACCAGGCCACCGCCACGCAGGCCCUGUGGCACACUGUGAGCAGCCGGCUGAGGGAUGUGCUCUGCACCCCUGCUCGCAGACUCCUGCAAGACAGCCAGGACGUACCUGUGACAGUAGCCCCGCUGCGGGCAGAGCGCGUGCUGCUCUUCGAUGAUGCCCUGGUCUUGCUGCAGGGCCACAGUGUCCACACCUUUGAUCUGAAGCUGGUGUGGGUGGAUCCUGGGCAGGACAGGUGCACGUUUGAUCUCCUCACACCUGAGGAAGGGUUCUCCUUUUGCUCCAAGGACCCCCAGAGCCGGAUGGUCUGGCAGUGGAAGGUGACUCAGGCCGUGUGCCAGGCCCUGCGUGGGAAGAAGGACUUUCCCGUGCUGGGGGCAGGCCUGGAGCCCCCAGAGCCCCCCACCUGCCGUUGCGCAGCAUACACCUUCCGCGCCGAGGGCCGACUCUGCCAGGCCACUUACGAGGGCGAGUGGUGCCAUGGCAGGCCCCAUGGCAAGGGCACCCUGAAGUGGCCAGACGGCCGGAAUCACGUGGGGAAUUUUUGCCAGGGCCUGGAGCACGGCUUUGGCAUCCACCUGGUGCCUCAGGCCUCCGAGGACAAAUUUGACUGUUACAAGUGCCACUGGAGGGAAGGCAGCAUGUGUGGCUACGGCAUCUGUGAGUAUGGCACCAACGAGGUGUACAAAGGCUACUUCCAGGCGGGCCUGCGGCAUGGAUUUGGGGUCCUCGAGAGGCCCUCACAGGCCCCGCAGCCCUGCAAGUACACGGGCCACUGGGAGAGGGGCCAGAAGAGUGGCUACGGCAUCGAGGAGGAUGGUGACAGGGGGGAGCGCUAUAUUGGCAUGUGGCAGGCUGACCAGCGCCAUGGCCCGGGGGUCAUGGUCACCCAAGCAGGUGUCUGCUACCAGGGGACCUUCCAGGCGGACAAGAUGGUGGGCCCAGGGAUCCUCCUCUCUGAAGAUGACUCCUUAUAUGAGGGCACCUUCACCAGGGACCUGACCCUUAUGGGGAAGGGCAAGGUCACCUUCCCCAAUGGCUUCACCCUGGAGGGCUCUUUCGGCAGCGGGCCAGGAAGAGGGCUGCACACCCAGGGCGUGCUGGACACAGCUGCCCUCCCUCCAGAUCCAAGCGGCACCCGUAAGAGGCAGCUAGGCGUGGGUGCCUUCCCCGUGGAGAGCCGAUGGCAGGGUGUCUACGGCCCCUUCCGGGACUUUGUUAACACCGGCUGCCCUGGGGACUUGCAAGAGGCCCUCCUGGGCUUCCACGUGCAGAACUCGAGGGACCUUCGCAAGUGCCAGGAGUACCUGUGCUGCGAGAGGACCCAGCCCAAGGACCGCGCAGACAGAAUGGAAGACAUCCUGGAGGAGCUGCUGCAGUACCGGGAGCCCGGAGCCCUGCAGCAGUGCCUCAGGAAGGCUCUGAGCAACUCACUGCACCCCCUGGGCCAGCUGCUCCGGACACUGAUGCUGACCUUCCAGGCCACAUACGCGGGCAUUGGGGCCAACAAGCACCUGCAGGCGCUGGCCCAGGAGGAGGUGAAGCAGCAUGCCCAGGAGCUCUGGGCUGCCUACAGGGGUCUGCUGCAUGUGGCCUUGCAGCGCAAGGGCCAGGCUCCAGAGGAAGACGAAGACGCAGAGACAAGGGCCCUGCAGGUGCAUGGAUUGGUGCUGCCCCUCGUGCUGCCCAGCUUUUACUCAGAGCUCUUUACCCUCUACCUGCUUCUCCAUGAGAGGGAGGACAGCCUGUACAGCCAGGGCAUUGCCAACCUGAGCCUCUUCCCCGACACCAAGCUGCUCGAGUUCCUCGACGUGCAGAAGCACUUGUGGCCCCUCAAGGACCUCACGCUGACAACCAAUCAGAGACUCUCCCUGGUCAGGGACAAGUGCUUCCUGUCCGCCACUGAGUGUCUGCAGAAGAUCAUCACCACGAUGGACCCCCAGGAGAAGCUGGAGGUGCUGGAGAGGACAUACGGGGAAAUCGAGGCCACCGUGUCUCGCGUGCUGGGCCAGGAGCACAAGCUGCCCAUGGACGACCUGCUGCCGCUGCUCAUCUACGUGGUGUCCCGUGCCCGAAUCCAGCACCUGGGAGCCGAGAUCCACCUGAUCCGUGACAUGAUGGACCCCAUCCACACAGGAGGCCUGUAUGACUUCCUGCUCACGGCCCUGGAGUCCUGUUACGAGCACAUCCAGAGGGAAGACAUGAGGCUGCACCGCCUUCCUGGCCGCUGGGACUCCAGGGGGCUCUGGUAGCCCGGCCUCUCCUGGGCCCACCGCAGAGCUGAGAGGGGCCUGGCCCUGGUCGCCCACAGAGUGGAGGACAGGGUGGCUCCUGGAAAUGGUUCCUGGAGGAGACGAGCGGUUAGCUUCUUCCGGGGAGACGCUGCUGCUGCCUGGAGCCGGCUGAGGGUGAGGGUGAGGGUGAGGGUGACGGGCGUGGACCUGAGCUGGUGGCUCCCCCUCCCCUGCGCCCUGCCCCAGGUCAGUGUUGGAUGACCUCCUAGACCUGCGGCAGCUCACGGGCCUUUUCACUGCCUGAGCCAUGCUCCCAGUACGGAGCCUCUCUGGCCUCAGCGUCGCUGUCUGUUUUCCAGUGGAUUAGACGGUCCGUGACCGGCCUCCCACCCAUCUUGCUGGAUUCUGGAGUCCUUCCGGAAAUUUGACUUUAGUAUGCUGGGCUGAAGUUCUCACAUCAUUGUCUGUGUUGUUCCCUGUUUCUCCACUCCUGGUUAGAGGCUCCAAGUUCCUCGGGACCCGCCUCCUUUCCGACUCUGUCCCAGGACUGAGCUGGUGUCGGGGCUGCAGGGCUGGACAAACCUCAGGUCCAUCUGACCUGCUGGAUGGCCUCCGGCAAGGUCCUGAGACCCAUGGGCAAGGGUACGGCAUCAGCAUGGGGCCAUCUGUGCCCAUCCAGGCUUGGGACCCUGUAGGGGCAGGGAGAGCGGGGGGGGGGCACUUGAGGGCCUUUGGGAGAGGAGGGGAGGACUUUGUUCUCAUGGUGGUUCCCGUGUGGGACUGAAAGACACAGGAGCUAGGUCUUGGGGUAGCCUCUGCCCUCCGUCUCUCUGGUCCUUGUCUCAUUUUCCAGGAUGAGGGUUUUCCUUUCAACAGUGAUGGUGACAAGGUGGUAAAUAUUCAUUAUAGUUGAUCCCGAACAGGGCCUCAUGAUCACCUGGGCCGGAGAGCUGGGAGCCCAAGGGGGCCCUGUUCCUUAACACCCUCAGGUGGCUUUCUGACAGGCUGCAUGGGGCCACACCAGCCCUGCCCCCAGGGGCCUGGAUUUGGGGCUGAGAGACACCCGAGAGAUUAAACGGCCUCUCAGUGA
Suricata suricatta (meerkat) is the source of this 4585-nucleotide messenger RNA. RefSeq names its product ALS2 C-terminal like (gene ALS2CL). The coding region runs from base 658 to 3513 and encodes 951 amino acids. The transcript has 27 exons. The record is from RefSeq and is a predicted model, not a curated record. NCBI's taxonomy places the organism in Eukaryota, Metazoa, Chordata, Mammalia, Carnivora, Herpestidae.